AUGUCCCAAUACUCCUUCUCCAACUUAUGCGGGGCACCUUAUACCGGUGGCUCCGUCACAUUUUCUCCCAAAGGCGAUUAUUUGUUAGCACCUGUGGGCAAUAGAAUUUGCGUAUACGAUCUGGAAGCUAAUAAAUCUAACACUUUCAACUCACAAUCUCGUUCAAACAUACACUAUCUUUGUCAUCACCCUCACAAAAAAUAUGCAAUUGUAAUAGAUGUAAAUGGAUUCGCACAGGUUCUAAAUCUACUAACUGACACCGUACUACAUCGCCUACAAUUUAAGAGUCACUCAAACUUCUCCCAGAUCGCCAUAAAUAAUAGUGAAAUUCCUGUAAAAGAGACACAAAAUGCCGUUACUGCUGCGGAGUUUAGUUCCGAUGGAAAAUUUUUUGCCUUGUCAUGUGGGAAAAAAGUUACUGUGUGGAAUUCACCAACAAUUGAAACCAAUUGGAAUCUACACCUUCAUAGGGAAUAUUGCGGGCACUUGGACAAUGUUACACACAUUUCUUGGUCAAAAACCAAUCAAUUCUUUCUCACAAGCUCUCGUGACAUGACUGUAAGGUUAUGGUCAGUUGAACCAUUACCCAAUUUCAUUCCUUCAGCUUUCAUUGAUCACAGGAGAGCCGUGGUUGCAGCCUUUUACGAUAGUCAAGAGCAACGUAUUUUCAGUAUAUCGCAAGAGGGUGUGUUUAUCUCAUGGAUCAACAAACCAUACUCCAGUGGUGAUGAUAAUGCCCUGGUAAAUUUAAGUUCCAAGUCUCGUAAUGAACAAUUACACAUUUACAACACUAGGAAAUGGGUCAAGGAGAAGAUGGCAUAUUGUAACCAACCAAACAACUCAAAAAUCACUAAAGUUGCACAUAACCAACAUACUAAUAUACUUGUAGUGGGUCUUACCAAGGGUUUGUUUACCAUUUACUUGCUACCCGAAUUUGAAGCCUUACACAUACUAUCAAUUGGAUUACCAAUAAUUGACGCUAUAGACAUAACUUCGGAUGGACAAUGGAUUGCACUUGCAUGCUCACAAACAGGAUCAUUGCUAGUAUGGGAAUGGAAAAGCGAAUCUUAUAUACUGAGGCAGAAAGGGCAUUAUGGACCUGUGAAAUCCGCUGCAUUUUCACUCAAUUCCCAGGGUUCAAUCAGGAUAGGGGCAGCAGUAUCCGAAGGACUCAAAGUUAUGGAAAGUCCCUUUGGCAUGGGUUGUCGGUACCUCAUUGCCACAGGUGGUAUUGACGGCAAGCUUAAACUAUGGGACACUUUUAGUGGCUUUUGUUUUUGUACAUUUGAACAACACAGCAGUUCAAUAGAAGAUAUUACAUUUGUUCCACAAGGAAAUGCAGUGUUAACAGCUUCUUUGGACGGGACAGUCUGUGCCUUUGAUUUGAUUCGCCUCAGACUUUUCAGAAUAUUCAAACCAGAUAUAAUCGAUGUACAAUUUACAUGUAUUGCAGUGGAUCUCUCUGGGCAAAUUGUGGCUGCAGGAUCUAAGGGUGUGGAUAAUUCGAUUUAUUUGUGGAAUAUUCAGACUGGCAAUUUACUUGAGCGAUUAACUGGCCAUCAAGGUCCAGUAACCAGCUUAAAAUUCCACACCAACGUUGCAUAUCCCGGCAUCCUUGCUUCAACCUCCUGGGAUAAUACAGCCAUGGUUUGGAAUGUAUUUGGCAGGCAAGAUAAGGGUGGAACGGCCAGAGUAUUUGACAUGCCUUCCAGCUGUUUAUCGCUGUCAUUAGACCCUAGGGGCAAUCCAAUCCUAGCGACAAGCUCUUUGCACGGGAUUAUAACAUUUUGGGACUUUGACGUGGGAGAGAUCGUGGGUAUCAUUGAGGGCUUUCGAGAUAUUCAGGGAGGAAGGGGAGAAGGAGAUAGAUUUGCGGCAUUUUCAAAACAUGCAGUGGGUAAGGGGGGGAACGAUUUACAGGAAGGUGUGAGGCGAAUUCACCACUUCAACUCCAUUUGCCAUUCGUCAACGGGGGACUAUUUAAUCGCAUCAUCACAAAAUGCGCCAAAUAUCUGCAUAUAUUCAACUGACACGUACAAUUUGCUUCACUCAAUACAAUUAACUAAGAAUCGAUCGCUUAAGGGUAUAUUGCGUUUUUUACCAUCCAACUACGAACCAAAUUUCAACUUGGAUGACAAUGAGUAUAAACGUAUAGAAGUUCACAAAUCUUUACCAGGAGUUGAAGUUGGAGAUUUGAAACAUAAUAGAGACAGGUUUCAAGUGUCAAAAGUGUGUUUUUCGUCCGAUAGUCGUCAAUUUGCUGCAGCAACAUCUCAUGGUCUGUUUAUUUAUAGCAUAUCAACGGGUGCUACUGCAAUAAGGACUAGAUCAGCUAGUAACAGUUUGGAAACCUUUCAACCGCAACUUUUGACUAAAAAUGUCACUACACAAAAUGUUUUAAUGGCUUUGUCAGAAAGAGAAUAUGGUAAAGCGCUAGUACUGUCCCUAGCGCUUAAUCAGUUCAACACCCUAACCCGUGUUUACCUAAGUAUACCCUUAAACGAGAUAUACAAGGCAUUAUGUGAAUUGCAUCCAUCACUAUUGCCUAUCUUAUUCCAUUUUAUACUCAAAACAUUUACCAACAAAAACAAAGCAACCACUAGUGACACUACAAAUAGUGUUGAUAGCAUCGUGGGUAGAUUCUUUGGUUUGCGAUUAUUGUGGCUACGGCUAAUAUUCACAGUACACUACGUGGCCUUGGCAUCAGGUGAUCUUAAAAGCAAAGACAGCAUGCUUGAUAAUUGGCUUGGCAAUUUACAGAAUGAUUUAUCCAGUACAUUUAGGCACAUAUUGCGCAAUUUGAACAGGGAAAUGGCAACACUUGGCAUGACUCUUUCGUCAAAUGUAGCGGCACUUUCAGUAAUUUCACAGUUGGCCGAUAAUAAUAUUGGUGGUAACAGUUAG
Molecule: messenger RNA, 2904 nt
Organism: Babesia microti strain RI
Lineage: Eukaryota; Apicomplexa; Aconoidasida; Piroplasmida; Babesiidae
Product: PWP2, UTP1, periodic tryptophan protein 2
Exons: 10
Coding region: 1-2904 (967 amino acids)
Biological process (GO): maturation of SSU-rRNA from tricistronic rRNA transcript (SSU-rRNA, 5.8S rRNA, LSU-rRNA); ribosomal small subunit assembly
Cellular component (GO): Pwp2p-containing subcomplex of 90S preribosome; small-subunit processome
Molecular function (GO): protein binding
Source: RefSeq, a predicted model, not a curated record